Messenger RNA from Apus apus (common swift), 2115 nucleotides. It is a transcript of the gene CCDC90B, whose product is annotated as coiled-coil domain containing 90B. Gene Ontology annotation, cellular component: mitochondrion. NCBI's taxonomy places the organism in Eukaryota, Metazoa, Chordata, Aves, Apodiformes, Apodidae. The record is from RefSeq and is a predicted model, not a curated record. The transcript has 9 exons. The coding region runs from base 14 to 781 and encodes 255 amino acids.
GGCUGGCGCCGCCAUGAGGGGGGCCGUGCGCGGCGCCGCGCUGCUCGGCUGGGCCGGUGGGAACGGGCCGGGCGCGCUCCCGCGGCGGGGCCUGCCGUCCCCGGUGCCGCGGAGAGGCUUUGCUGCCACGCUCCUUAGGAACUCGUAUGAUGUCAGAAGAGUGGAGAUCACUCCCCUGGAGCAGAGGAAGGUGACUUUUGAUACCCAUGCUCUAGUGCGGGAUCUAGAAGCCCAUGGCUUCGGGAAGGAGCAAGCAGAGACCAUCGUAUCAGCACUGAUAACUCUGUCAAAUGUCAGCUUAGACACAGUCUAUAAGGACAUGGUUACACAGGCUCAGCAGGAAAUAACUUUACAGCAGAUAAUGGCACAUUUGGACUCCAUUCGAAAAGACAUGGUCAUCCUGGAGAAAAGUGAAUUUGCAAACUUGAGAGCAGAGAAUGAGAAAAUGAAAAUUGAAUUAGAUCAAGUGAAACAGCACCUGUUGAAUGAAACUGGUAAAAUCCGAGCUGACAGCAAGCUGGACAUAAACCUGGAAAGGAGCAGAGUGACAGAUAUGUUUACAGAUCAGGAGAGAAAACUGAUGGAAGCCACUACAGAGUUCCAUAAAAAAGACUCAAGUACCAACAGUGUCAUUUCAGAAAUCAGUAAUAAAAUUGACACUGAAAUAGCUUCCUUAAAAACACUCAUGGAAUCGAAUAAACUUGAGACAAUACGUUAUUUGGCAGCCUCAGUAUUCACUUGCUUAGCAAUAGCACUGGGAUUUUACAGGUUCUGGAAAUAGAUCUAAAUGGAAUGACUGCACCAAGUACAGAUGGAGGAAAGUCACCCAAGCAACAUCAGUUCAACAAUCAUGUUUGCCCUGUAGAUAACCUCGGUACCUUUUUGGUUUGAUAUUCUUACUGUGCACUAAAAAUGUGCUCUAAUAUGUGACACUAAAGAUCAGAAUAACUGGGGAGAGCGAAGUUGGAAAAUAGUAAUAUUUCAUGUUCCCCUAUUGAAGACUGUAUUUAUUUCAGAGGACUUAUGCUGAAUCAGAAGUGUUCUAAUAUGUUUUAGAAUUAAUUUUGGUUUCUUUUGGAAUCUUCUUAAAGAAACGUUCUCACUCUCAGCUCCUCUUGAAAUGGAAAUAUUAAACAAUAGAUAUGCCCUUGAAAUGGGAAUACUGUUUCCAAGUCAGUAUUCCCAAUAUGGGAAUAAUAAUGCUAGAUUCCAACAGAUCUACUCUGAUCCAAGUAAAUUAAUCUUAAAUAUGGGAUCUGGAUUUUUACCUUCUGUCUGUUCCUCCAUUUUAUGACAGAUUGAAGCUUGGCCCUGUGGGGUUUUUUUUACUUAUAUAUAAACACACUCCAAGGCCUUUACUAAAGAACCCUUGUUUUUCUGGAAAACUGGUUUACAUAAAUGUAAAAUCUCAUGUAGAACUAAAAUGUCUCUGUAGAUUUAUUUUUUAGUAGCUCUUGCCAUUUCUGUAAACCCAGAGGUCAGCAGAAUGGGAGAACUUCUCUCUUAAGUCUUUCCAAGGGGAAAUGCCUCCACUUUCAGCAACUCUGUACAGCUCUUCACUCCUCCCUUCAAGGAGUGCAGAGCAUUUCCAGUAAACCCUCACAUGUUUUCUGGGCAUAAGAUCUGGCUUGUAACACGGAAAUACUCAGCAUCCCCGUGGUGCCAGUGUGGUGGUGGUGCUGAUCUUCUCCCAUCUCCACACCUCUGGACUGUUCUGUAAUCCUGUGGGACACAUUGAGCCUCCUAACUUCGGGUGAGGACCCCUCUACCUCCUGCAAGGACUUCUCAACUCAUUGCAGAGAUGGGACGUGGCAGGUGGAUGCCUUCCAGAACUGAAGCCGUUACACCUUGUUAAAUACAAAUGCAUAUGCUUGGUUUAAUUCUUUUAAUAAAAUAAUAAUUAAAAAAAAACCUUCCUAGAUUAAACUUUUAAGAGUAGGCCCUUUGUGAGCUAAAGAGGAUGUGGUACUUUUAGUGGCAAUUUUUUUUUAUUGCAGUUUUAUUCUGUUUACAGUUUAACUUCCUGGUAUCUUGCCAGUUCUUCUAUUCUGUGCAUUAAAUUAUUUAUCAUCUUCAAUUAGGAAAAUAAAAAUAAUUUCUUCUGUUGCUAUCUGA